AUGGAUAACCUUCACUUGAGCGUCAUAGCUGUGGCCCUUUACCUUAAUCUUCCUGGAUCAGUGGGAACCAAGUCACAGCGGAUUCUUCUUGAUACACAUCACCAUUCAGGCUGCUGGUGGGAUGCGGAGUUCUUACUGAAUUGUUCUUUUACCGGAAUAUUUACUAUUCCAGAAGCUGUACCACAAACAGCAAUAACGGCUGAUUUUAGUUACAAUAAUAUCAGAACUUUUCUGUGCACUGAUGGAAGAAAUGAAGAAUGGAUGCUAAAACACCUGAAUCUCAGUAACAACCUGAUUUCUGAACUCCUCUUAACUACUUGUAGAAAUUUACCCGUUUUAGAAACUCUAAACCUCAAUGGUAAUGCCAUCCGCACCCUCACACUGGACAUACCUACGCCUGCACAUGGGUCUAAAAAGUACAGAAAAGUCGAUCGUCUCCUGCCUGCUUUGAAAGUAUUGUCAGUUGAAAGAAACAAUCUUAAUACAGUUCCAAAAGGACUAGGCCUGCUGCAAUCUUUACAAACUGUCCAUAUGUCAUCCAAUGGCAUACGACAGAUUGAUCUGAAUGAUUUUCAAAACUGUUCACAGCUGAAGGACAUCGACUUGCAAAACAACAAGAUAACUAAAAUUCAUCCAGACGCCUUCAGAGAUCUCAACAAAUUACAGGUUGUGGAUCUCCGUGAAAAUGCUCUGACGACCCCUCUACCACAGAUAUUAAUCAGUUUGAACUUCUUUCAACUUGAAGUGGAUUUGUCAAAUAAUGCCUGGAUAUUUAACUGCAGACUAAAUGCUUUCAAACAUUUAUUUCAUUUUCUUUUUGACUCCACAAGGAAAAAAUGGAGUAUUUCAUACAAUAAAUCUGCCAACAACUCACAGAAACCUCUGCUGUAUCUUUCAAAUUUCCAUUUAAACUGCAGCGACAGUGUUUUGCUCAGGAGGGCUGUAAUCCCAACAGGGAAGACAUUGGUGCUAAACUGUGACUUGAACAACACAAGGGGUAAUGGAGUCUCUUGGUGGACACCUAAAGGCAGAAUUUCAGAAGAUAAUAGUCUUCCUCAUAUGACACUGGAUAAAAUGAAUAAUUUAGUGAUAUACAACGCUGAGAAAGCUGCUGAAGGGUUAUAUUUGUGUAUUUUUAAUACAACAAAGAAGAAAUAUCUCAUCUACAAUAUACAGGUGAAAGAAAGAGUUUCAACAUUUUUGGUUAGAAAAGCCCGGGACACUAACACCGUUUUUAGACAAGGAAGAACAGAGCAAGACCUUGCAUUGGCUGUCUGCCUCUCGGUGCUCAUUACGUUUGUUUGUGCUUUUUGUCUGGGUGCUUUUGCUAGACCCUACCUUGUGAGCCUGUGGAGACUCAUGCGCAGGAACAAAAAUUCAGGUUCAGAACAUACUUAUUCUAAUCAAGCUUUUUCAGAUGAAACCUUGAGCAGAGGGUGCUCUGCAAGCAAACCAACAAAUAUGCAGUGUAAUUUGUUAAUUUGUGAUGAGAAUUCAAGAAACACAUGCGGUUUUCCUACAGAAACUUCUACUUUGCAUGAAAAUGUCAUUGGUGGCAGUGUACGUGCACCAAAUACUGAAGAAGAGUACCAGAAACAAAGCAAUAAUGAGAUCAACGUGAAGAAAAAAACAGUGUUUUCAGACAUCGAAACUAGUAUCAGCAAUGAUGAAAAUAUAAAUGUUGAUGAUAAUGGACUAUUUUCUGUAAGGAAAGAUUACAAGAACAGCAAUGAAGUAACACCAAGAAAACUAAUGAAUUCUAGGAACAGCAAGGUAAGCAACAACUCUGGUCUGCUGCAGUCUGAAAGCACAAAAGCUACACCAGACUCUCCUGAAAGAAAAGGUAUUGUUUCACAUAAUGAACCCAUGAGCACUACAAAAUUUAUGCCUGGAAGGCAAAGCUGUGAUGAACAACUUGGUCUAAACGGCAACAUAAAUAUAACCAGUGACAUGCGAGAUUUUGUUUUACCCAGUAGCUGCAAGAGACACACAAAUAUAGAGAAUUUAAGUGUCUACCAAACCCUAGAAAACUCUCCUCUUGCAGAGUACGACUGUAAAACGGAAUGUGCAAAUGAAAAAGAUGCUUCAGCAGAUAUAUUUGGUGACAGUUCUUCAGAUGAAGGGACUCCAUUCACAAUGAGCGACUGUAGUUCUGUAGCAGACUUUGAACUGGAACAAUCUGAUGUUAGUGACAAACUGCCAGUCUGUCAGUCGUCACUAGAGGAAGCCAAUACGAACAGCGGAACUGAGGAGUUCUCAACACUGCCAGAGUCUCCAAACAUUGCUGCUGAACUUCAGUGUAUCGGGAAAAAUGAAGAUGAGAACAAUGCGUAUUUUGAAACCACUAUUAAUUAUGGAUCAGAUACCAUCAUGCCUGAAACAGCAUCACCUUAUGCUGAUAAAUGUAGUGACCAUGUAAGCAUGUCAGAUUCAGACACAAUUAGUUCUUCAAGUCAAGAGGUUCCCGAUACGUUUGAUUAUUUUACUAAUGCAGAGUCAACAGUACAAAACUCUAUUUCUGAUUCUCUCCACAAUCAAAAUACAGAUUUUGGUAAUACGUUACUUUUGUUAAAAGAUUCUCCCACGUAUGACACAGAUGCAGAGAACGCUCCUGAAGAGGCUGAAUUGCAGCUGUACAAGUUUCCCAUUGAACCACAGCAUUCCCUCAGCUGCAGUCCCACUGAACAAAAAGAAAAUGCACCAGAGGGAAGUACAGACGAGCACAUAGAUAGGAAUUCCUCUGAAAAGAAUCAUGGUGAAGGGGACAUUACAUUAAGAAGAAACAUGAGUACAACUGAGGACAAUGAUUUUAUUUUUGCUCCCAUUGAUAUUGGUUUGAAUGAAAUUGUUAAAAAACCGUUGCUACUGCAUUCCAGCAAUGAAUCAUCUCUUCAAUCUCUGCCUGAACACACAGCUGAAAAACAUUUUACGGUUAUUACAGAGAAAGACAAUUUGCUACCACAGGGGAAGCAGGUGAACACAACUAAGGCUUGUGCAGAUAAAAUGCAAAGAGGUUUUAAUGAGAAAAACUGUGAUGGAUACACAGAAUUACAGGAUACCAGCAACUGUAGACUGCCCGAAGAAACACAGUCUUGCAAGCUUACAGCAGAUUUGCUGUAUCUUCACUCUUCUGAGAAAACACAAUCAGUCUUCAACACAGAAGAUAACUUCCAACUGGAUCAGAGUGACGAGGAUGCAUAUUCCUUCUCAGUCCCACAAGGCCUCUUCAAUGAAAGCACACGAUACAGUUCACGUUCAUUCCCACAAAAGACUAGAGGAAAUAUAAUCUCUGAAAGCACUGAUUCCAGCAAGACGGAGGAUGACGCUACUUUGACAGGACUGCAGAACAAUUCUACAACAGCUGUUAACCUCCAAAAUUCAAGCAAAAAACUCAGUCAAAAAAGUCAGAGCAAUUUAGGACAGGGCCAGUUUUUUGUCAAGAAGAAAAGAGCAUUUGAUGGAUUUGCUAACGUUUUGCAAAGCAGGAGAACAAACUUCAAUAGUUGAGACACAGAAGUGUAAUACUAAGCUCCCACAGUGUUUAUGUCAUAUA
This is a messenger RNA of Gymnogyps californianus (California condor), 3553 nucleotides long. RefSeq names its product leucine rich repeat containing 66 (gene LRRC66). The coding region runs from base 1 to 3507 and encodes 1168 amino acids. NCBI's taxonomy places the organism in Eukaryota, Metazoa, Chordata, Aves, Accipitriformes, Cathartidae. Gene Ontology annotation, cellular component: plasma membrane. Gene Ontology annotation, molecular function: protein binding. The transcript is spliced from 5 exons. The record is from RefSeq and is a predicted model, not a curated record.